Molecule: messenger RNA, 2616 nt
Organism: Ictalurus furcatus (blue catfish)
Lineage: Eukaryota; Metazoa; Chordata; Actinopteri; Siluriformes; Ictaluridae
Gene: pigh
Product: phosphatidylinositol glycan anchor biosynthesis, class H
Exons: 5
Coding region: 224-769 (181 amino acids)
Biological process (GO): GPI anchor biosynthetic process
Cellular component (GO): glycosylphosphatidylinositol-N-acetylglucosaminyltransferase (GPI-GnT) complex
Source: RefSeq, a predicted model, not a curated record
GCGCGCAGUAAAUUUUGAAGGUCGUGCAGCUAUCGUUUAUGCGCACCGAGUUCUUUCUGCGGGAUUUAUCAUUCUUUUUUAAAGAUAAUCUGGGAAGUUAAUCGUGUUAAAUCGUGACUCAGUAUGAGCAAUAAUAUUUAAUAAUAAUCAUAAUAAUAAUAAUAAUAAUAAUAAUAAACGUUGUCUUUCUAGUCCUCGUUUGGGACAGGGGUUUCUAUCCAACAUGGCUGAGAAGGAAGAGUUCACGGAUAUCAGUGGAAAGACGAUUAAAUUAUCCUGCCAGAAUUAUUCUCCUUUCUGCAGGGAGUUCACCAUCAGCUCUGCUAAGCUGUCUCUCGGCAGGGUGAUGGCGUUCACCUGUACCGUGUGGCUGCUCGCUUAUACUGCCUUUUAUCUGACACAGAACACGGCGGUUCUGUCCGGCGCCAUCUUCGUGACUUUGUCAGGAAUGCUGCUGCACAUUCACUUCGUAAAGGUAGACCACGAGACGCUGCUGGUCGUCGGUUCGCUCGGCGUCCAGCUGUCCGCCGCGUACGCCUCGGGCCGGGAGAGCACCACCUUCAUCGAGAUGAGCAGGAUCAAAGACAUCGUCAUCAACGAGGCCAUCCACAUGCAAACCGUCAUCUACUACCUGUGCAUUUUGCUCAAGGAUCCUGCCGAGCCCGACGGAGUCAGCAGUGUUGUCCCGCUCUUCCAGAGCUCUAAGCCGAGGCUGAACUGCCUGGUGCGGGUGUACAGCAGCUGUCAGGAGAUAAUCGGACAGACGUGACGACGACGCUGACGGACGAGCUGGAGCGCUGCAUCUGACACUUCGAGACAUCAGACUUCGGGGAAGCGGAUGUUCGUACGAUCACACAGCAUUUGUCUUGGCGCACAUACUGUGUGUACAGACACAUGAAGUGUGUGUUCUUCCAGUCUGACCGGCUCCUUCACCUGGGCUGUGUGAGAAGGGGAAAAAGGCUUGUUCAGCCGGUCAGGUGAGCAGAGACUGUUUAGAAACACUCUUUAAUACUAACCAGUGCGCGCGCACACACACACACACACACACACACACACACACGCACAUCCCUCAAGGUUAUUAAAGUGCAAUCUCAUCUCACAUGGGCUGGAAUAAUAAAUAUAAGGCCGUGAGAGCCGUGGAGAGAAAACGUGAGAGUUACUGGAAAAUCAGAUUUGUUUUGUGAACGCAUGACUUCCCAUAACAAUAACACCAACAUCAGCAACAAUGACAUAUUUAUUUAUUUUUUUAUUUCCACAAGUGAAAUUCGGGUUUCAUUUACUAUUAAUCGUUUUUUCCCUCGCCGACUCUUUUUUUUUUUCUUUCCCCCAGACAGAACUAUUUCUAACAUGAGUGAAAACAGUAGAACUCUUGAUUUAUUUACUUUCUAAUGAGUUCCUUUUGGUCCUUGAUUGCUCCAUUUAUCUGGAUUUCACCAGCGUAAUUAUAUAAAUAUAUAUAAAGUCUUUUUUUUUUUUUUUUAAGAAAGCAGAUGACAAUGCAGAUGCUGCAGGUUUGUUUUCUUGUUUUGUUUUUUUUUUUGUUUUUUUUUUUUAAAAAUCCAGACAUUCUUCACUGUGGUUUUAAAUAGGUAGCAUGUGACGAGAUGUUAAUGACUCUCAGUAGCUUGCAGGCUCAGGACUUCUCGGAAAACUAAACUGGAAGACGUGCUCCUUGUGAAACAAACAAACACACAAAAAAAAACACAGGAUAUUUUAAUUCUUCCUGGAUUCGAAUUGGUCCUGAUCUUUAGGUUUUAUUGAAACGAGUCGGUUCGCCUUCGUUCACACGUCAGUCAAUCGACUCGUUCCCCGUGUUACCAAUAGAAACUUCAAAGCUUUUGUUGUUUUAGGUUGUUGGGGUUUUUUUUUUUUUUGCUCUGACGGGUGCCAUUUCUUUUUCUCACAGGUAAAACAGCAGGGUGAUAUUUAAGAUGACAGAUUAAAGGCGACGUCAUUUGUUUUUGAAAGUCAUGUUUCCUAUACGUGGGAUGAAAUUUACACUGUAUCUCCACAGAGCAUGAAGUAAAUGUCUAAAAUAAUAAUAAUAAUAAUAAUAAUAAAAUGUAAACAAAACCAGUUUUUUAGAGGGGGUCGUUGGGAAAUUGUUGCCAUAUGGCAACAAUGUGCAAUGGUGGAAAGUAUGAACGAGCAUGAAGUAAACAUAUCACCUUAUUAAAUGAAACUUUAUUUAUUUUUUUUAAAUCGUUUUUUUUAAACAUGCAUUAACUAUUUACAAAUAUUCUGGGCAACAGUCCAACUUUGUUUGAUUUUGUGUGGUUUUUUUUUGCAAGGGUGCUUUUCUGCAUUUUGCUCGUAAACCUCUACUGCAUGAAUUAUUACAUUUACAUAAAAAAAAAGUUGUUUUGGAUUUUUUUAAUUAGUUCAAGUAAUUAAAAUAUCAUUUUAACAUUUUUUUAAAAAAAUGUUUUAGUUGGGAAAUUGUUGCCGUACGGCAACAAUGUGCAACGGUGGAAAGUAUCAUACAGUCAGAAAUAACACAAUAUGUAUGAGAUUACAAUUACUGCAUUCUCCAGAAUAUUCGUUGAUUUUAUUCACUUAAAAUACAUUUUUAAAAAAAUAAAAAAUUAGAUCCAAACGUGUUUUGGGUGAAGAAAU